Messenger RNA from Chinchilla lanigera (long-tailed chinchilla), 1119 nucleotides. RefSeq names its product mitochondrial ribosomal protein L45 (gene Mrpl45). NCBI's taxonomy places the organism in Eukaryota, Metazoa, Chordata, Mammalia, Rodentia, Chinchillidae. Gene Ontology annotation, cellular component: mitochondrion. The transcript has 8 exons. The coding region runs from base 43 to 960 and encodes 305 amino acids. The record is from RefSeq and is a predicted model, not a curated record.
AUCACGGUCAGCUCCCAUCCCGGCAGCCUUUUCGGCAGCAAAAUGGCAGCUCCCGUGGCGCGGGGCUUGUCUUGCUUAACCAGGGCUCUGGGAUGGUGGUCUCGCCAGCUCAUACUGGUGACUCAGUCCUCAGCCGUAGUUCCAGUAAGAACUAAAAAACGUUUCAUACCUGCUAAUGAACCCAAGUACCAAACACAAAAGGAAUUUUUAGAGCAGGCCCGGAAAGCAGGAGUGGUAAUUCCUCCAGAACGUUUGGAACGACCCAUCCAUCUGGCCUGUACAGCUAGUAUCUUUGAUGCCUACGUUCCUCCAGAGGGUGAUGCUCGCCUGUCGCCUCUUUCAAAGGAAGGGCUGAGGCAGAAAACUGAGCGACUGCAGAAGAACGUGACAUCACAAUUGUCCAUCCGGAAGAUAAAAGAAUAUGAUGCUAAUUUUAAGAUAAAGGACUUCGCUGAAAAAGCUAAAGAUAUCUUCAUUGAAGCUAAUCUUUGUCUCAACAACUCCGACCACGACCGGCUGCACACCUUGGUCACCGAGCACUGCUUCCCGGACAUGGUCUGGGACCUCAGAUACAAGACCGUCCGCUGGAACUUCGUGGAGUCCUUGGAGCCAGCGCGGGUGGCUCAGGUUCGCUGCUCCAGCCUGAUGAGCCAGGGCAACAUGUACGGCCAGGUCACCGUGCGCAUGCACUUGCGGCAGACUUUGGCUAUCUAUGAUCGGUUCGGCCGGUUGAUGUACGGGCAGGAAGACGUGCCCAAGGAUGUGCUGGAGUACGUGGUGUUUGAAAAACACCUGACGAAUCCCUAUGGGAGCUGGAGGAUGCACGCCAAGAUUGUUCCCCCAUGGGCGCCCCCAAAGCAGCCCAUCCUUAAGACGGUGAUGAUUCCUGGCCCCCAGCUGCAGCCAUGGGAGAACUGCAAAGAGAGCCCAGGAGAGGCCCCCAGCCCCCCGCAAGCCUGAGGGAAAGAUGCAACAUGGGUGGCGAGGCUGCUGGAGGCCACCUGUUUCCUCCAUCCUCGUGGGUCUUCCCGGCAGACUUGUUGCAGCCAUGGCUCAGGCUGGUCUCAGAGAUGGCUGAGGUGCACAGCGAUGGUCCCUUUCCGUCUUUUUUUUUUGUCU